AUGCCAUCUACUCGCUCCUCCGUCGAAUCAGAGUAUCGUGUAUCUGAUGAAGGGAGCCCUCAGAGUGGCUAUGAGAGGGUCUCUACAAGCGAUAGCGUGCUCGUCGAAGUCGAUGACGCUGGCAAACAAAUGGACAUGUUGGGUUCAAGCUCUACGGUCACGAUGGCGCAGCAUGUACUCAGCGUGGGUUCCCGCACUGUGCUCGUCUUGAUGCUCGGAGCGUAUGUGAUUGCUACCUCAUUUAUCGUCGCGCAUCACAUCUUUCUUGUCGCUCUCAAUGGCGAGGACGUGGGGGAGUAUAUCAUACCCCAGACGUGGGUUCGCGACAUCGGGAACGCACUGGCACGUGUAGUCCAGAUAUUGCUCGAGACAUCGGUCGGAGUCGCUUUGACACAGAGCAUCUGGUUCUACGCUCGGAGGUCCGCCGUGACUGUACCCGAACUCGACGAUCUGUUCUCUCUCCCAUCCGCCGCCAGUAUUCCCUUCGUGAUCCUGAGAUCGAGCGCUCUAUAUGUGCUGCCGAUUGCUGCCAAUAUCCAAGCCUUCUCCCUCAUUGGCAUUUUCGCGCCUAAUGCCUUGUCCAUCGUGCCUGCCGGGAUCACUUCGUCGGUCUUGAGCGUUCCCUUUGUCGCUCUCGACCAGAUUGCCCCUACCGAUAGCAUCAUAUCGCUCAGUGCCAAUGAGUCCUACGGAGAGGUUGGAUGGUACCUGUCUCCGUCUACGGGGUUUAAAACACUUGUUCAGACUGUACUGAGCAAAGGUGACAUACUCCCUUGGAAUGCACCUUCAGGAUGCGGCUUGGCAUGCAACUACAGUAUUUCGUACAACGGCCCGUCUUUGCGUUGUCGGGAUAUAGACCCCUCGUCCAUUGCGGUGUACCAAGACGACACUCUCAAAGGGGACGCCACUCUUCCUUGGCCCUAUCACAUGCCGAGCGAUCCUGCAGACUGGAGGCCGGAGGCCACAAUCGACGCACUGAUCAGCUACAAUGGGACUGGCACUCUGGGUUCCGCCAAUCGCGCCGCGGGCUUAUCCCUUGGCGCAGACACGUACACGUUGUCUCAAGAAGACGCUCCGUACAGCCUGUCGCUGGUCUACACGUUAACUCCUGGGCCAUACGAUCAUGCCGCAUACUAUCCAACGCAGAUGUACGGAGGAACGUAUUGCGAGUUCGUCAAUGCGACGUAUGACGCCUCUGUUCAGUUCGUGAACGGCUCAGGGGCCAUCGACGUGCACGUGUCGGAGUACCUGGGGCCAUAUCAGUCUUUCGUGGGCCUCAAUACGACGACGCAACCUUCGCAAACCGCUGCACUGGGCUUGCUCGAUGCGAUGACGCGAUAUCUAGUUGGAACUGCGACAGUGACCGUUGUAAUGGCGAGUUACAACACCCAGAUUCUCGAGGGCGCUGCCCUUUUCACGAUCCAUGUGAACAGCACCACGAUUGGACUUUUGCCUACAGGCGGACAAAACAUCAGCCAAGCUUUGGAGAGCCUUUGCACGAAGUUGACAGCCUCCCUGAUGUCGGACACCGCGAAUCUUGGGGUACGAACGCAGGUGCCGGCCACAGUCUUGGCAGACAAGACCAUCUACGCAUACCAGCCCACCCGUCUCUGGCUCGUGUAUGGAAUCGCGCUUGGCGUAGCGCUUAUUGCCGACCUCUUCGGCCUCGCAUGUAUGCGCUCGAACGGUGUCGCGAUGCAGCGCAACUUUUCAUCCAUCGCCGCGUCCAUGCGCGCGCCCGAGCUCAACGAGCUUCUCAGCGGACCAGAGGAAGCGCCGCGAGCCGCCGCGAAGGUGGCCAAGUUGCGGUAUAGCGUCGGCGGAGGCAACUUGGGGGAGAGGUCUGGGUUUAGGGUUGUUGAGAGGGCGGAAGAUGAAGUGCGCAUUGGGGAGACGACGGCGUUGAACGCCGAGUCUGGAGAGAAGAGGGCGUGA
Peniophora sp. CBMAI 1063 is the source of this 1935-nucleotide messenger RNA. The record is from the annotation of a GenBank genome assembly. Lineage: Eukaryota; Fungi; Basidiomycota; Agaricomycetes; Russulales; Peniophoraceae.